AUGGAUAAGGACACCAGGUAUCCACCUCAGAAGGACAACAGGUAUCCACCUCAGAAGGACAACAGGUAUCCACCUCAGAAGGACACCAGAUCAGGACUUCGCGGUUACAUAGCAAUAGGAACAAAUUACAACUACAGCGAGGACAUCACCUCAAGAGGAAGGAUAAUAAUCUACGACAUCAUAGACGUAGUUCCGGAGCCAGGUCAGCCGCUCACCAAGAACAGGUUUAAGGAGUUAUACGCGAAGGAACAGAAAGGCCCCGUCACGGCUUUGACGCAAGUGCUGGGGUAUCUGAUAUCUGCUGUGGGGCAAAAGAUCUACAUCUGGCAACUCAAAGACAACGACCUGGUGGGCGUGGCGUUCAUAGACACGCAAAUAUACGUGCACAAGAUGCUCGCCGUCAAAAAUCUGGUGCUUGUAGCAGAUGUAUACAAAUCCAUCUCUCUUUUGAGAUACCAGGCACAGCACAGGACGCUAUCACUUGUGUCGAGAGACCUGAGGAGUGCACAGAUAUACGAGAUGGAGUUCAUGGUGGACAACACGAGCCUCGGUUUUCUAGUCAGCGAGGCGGACGGCAACCUCGCGCUGUUUAUGUACCAGCCUCAGGCGAGAGAGAGCUAUGGCGGCCAGCGGCUGAUCAAGAAGUGCGACUACCACCUGGGGCAGCAGGUGCACGCCAUGUUCCGCAUCGCGGCGCGGCACUCGCCCGGGGACAAGCUGCGCCGGCACGUCACUAUGUUCACGACCCUCGACGGCGGCGUAGGCUACGUGCUACCCGUCAGUGAGAAGGUAUACCGUCGAUUGCUGAUGCUGCAAAACGUCAUGAACAACUACUGCUGCCACGUCGCCGGACUCAACCCGCGCGCGCACCGAACAUACAAAUCGGCGCGCAAGCAAGGCGGCGGCGUGGCGCGCGGUGUACUGGACGGAGAACUCGUGGCGCUGUUCCCGCUCAUGCCUAUCGCUGAGCAACACGACAUUGCAAAGAAAAUAGGUACAAAAGUGGAGGAAAUAGCGGCUGACCUCUACGAAAUAGACCGACUGACAGCGCACUUCUAAACCAUGAAUGUAUUUUUUUAACCGACUGCGCCAGAAGGAGGGCUAUCUUUUAAUCAAAAUUUUUGCAAAUCAGAAAAUUCCUUAUUGUCAAACAAGAAAUGUCCUAGUGCCGUGGACAUGAGGUACAAUUGAAGCAUUGGGUGCAACAAGGGCGUAUCUCGUAAAAUUGAGUUUUGAGAAAAUUGACGAUGUAAGUUUCAAUGUCUUAUAUUUUUUAAAUGUUUAUAAUUUGACUUACACUUACUUUAUUAUUUGUUAGUCCCAUGAUUUAGCAAUAAGAUUAAGGUAUUAUAACUAUU
This is a messenger RNA of Ostrinia furnacalis (Asian corn borer), 1358 nucleotides long. RefSeq names its product cleavage and polyadenylation specificity factor subunit 1-like. NCBI's taxonomy places the organism in Eukaryota, Metazoa, Arthropoda, Insecta, Lepidoptera, Crambidae. Gene Ontology annotation, cellular component: nucleus. The transcript has 11 exons. The record is from RefSeq and is a predicted model, not a curated record. Gene Ontology annotation, molecular function: nucleic acid binding; protein binding. The coding region runs from base 1 to 1059 and encodes 352 amino acids.